UUUAUAGGCUAAUGGAGUGUUACUGUCUGUCAUUGUCAUAUCCAGAAAAGAGUAGUAAGAGGGUGAAGAAAACACCACGUGUGUGUGUGUGUAAGAUCCCAAAAAAAGGAGAAGAGAUAGGGGAGAAAAAACAAGGUUGGACAGCCCGCCAAACGCAUGUGUCAGAGAAGAUAAGACUCACAAAACACGUGAUACAGCAGGAUGUACUCUACCACAUCCGUUCCGCCCCAAAACACACACUCAUUUCCUGUGUAUGAUCCAACGCUCUUUUCUGCUGCAGCUUAUCAUAGGACUUCAGACACAAAGGGUCAGCUGUCAUAAAGCCACUACAUAAUGACAGCAAGUUUGGCUGUUCUCAGGACUGAAUGGAGCAUUUAAACACUUUCCAAAUGACAGAUUCACAGAGCUGACACUGAAGAAAUAACAUCAUGGGGAGCCAAUGCUCAAAACUCAGGAGGGGCGAAUCAAAGAGAAAGGAGUGUUACGAACCUGAUCAGAAGAAAGAUGAGGUUUCCACCACAGUGAAAAGUGGAGAAAAAUCUAAUUUUCUCCAAAAAAGGCCAUGUCUGCAGGAGGAGGAGGGAGUCGUAAGGGAGACAACAAAUGAGGGAACUUUAGGGAGGAAAGAAAAAAUAGAAGCUUGCUCUGGAAAAAUGGGUUUUCAUGAGAAGAGCAGCACUCUGCCACAGGAAUACACUGUGGUUGAAGUUAACACCCCAAGUGCUGGCAUUGGAAAAACUGUCUCUGUGAAGAAGUUCAUCCUUGACUGGGCAGAUGGUGGAGCCAAUCAGGAUUUGGACUUUAUCUUUGUGCUACCAUUCAGAGAGCUAAAUCUGGUCCUAGAUGAUCAGUUUAGUCUUGAGACACUUGUGAAAGACUUCCAUCCAGAACUUAAAAACAUAGCAGUUGCAAGAAUAUUUGCCAAAUACAAAGUCUUGUUCGUUUUUGAUGGUCUUGAUGAAAGCCAACUUCAACUGAAUUUCAAAACAACCAAAAGACUGACAGAUGCCACUAAGGAAUCAUCGGUGGACACUCUGGUGACCAAUCUAAUCCGGGAACAUCUUCUUCCCUCCGCUCUUAUCUGGAUAACCUCAAGACCAGGAGCAGUUCACCGCAUCCCUCGUCAGUAUGUGUACCAAUGGACUGAGGUCAAAGGAUUUAAUGAUGAGCAAAAAAUACAGUACUUCGAGAAGAGAGUUCAGGACAAGGCAGUUGCUCAACGAAUUAUUAACAACAUCAAGAUAUCCCGGAGUUUAUACAUUAUGUGUCACAUACCUAUCUUCUGUUGGAUUGCGGCAAAAGUUCUUGCGUGGUUGCUGCUAGAAAAGGACAACACUCAAGAUGAAAACAUAAAAAUACCUACAACUCUUACUGAGAUGUACACUCACUUCCUUUGCAUUCAAAUGCAGGUAGCUACUGAAAAGUAUGAUAACCAGAAUGAGUCUGAUAAAGAGAUUAUCUUUAAGUCAAAUGAAGAAUUCAUUUUAAAGUUAGGCAGGAUGGCAUUUGAACAUCUGAAAGAAGGCAAAAUCGUAUUUACUGUCAAUGAUCUGAAAAAGUAUGGUAUUGACAUACAGAAAGCUGGAGUUUACUGUGGGUUGUGCACAGAGAUAUUCAAAGAAGAGAAUGUCUUUAACACACGGAAACUCUACUGCUUUGUGCAUCUGACAGUUCAGGAGUACUUUGCUGCUUUGUUUGUGUACCACAGUUUUGCAAGUAAAACAAAUAGCUCUCCAAGCCUCAAGGACUUCCUGCUCAUAGGGUCUGAGGAAGAGCUCAAGUCUAUCUUGGAUGCUGAUCCAGUUGAUUUACCUGUGGAUGAGCUGAUUGAAAUUUUAAUAGCCAAUUCAACUCUGAGAAAGACAGGAGAACUGGACAUGUUCCUCAGGUUCCUCAUUGGUAUGUCUCUACAAUCAACACAAAAACUGCUUUAUGGCCUGAUUCAGCAGACAGAUGAACAUUCUGAAGUUGUUGAGGAAAUUAAGAAAAGUCUAAUAGAAAUAGACUUAGCGGACUGCUCAGGUGAAAGAUGUCUGAACCUUGUUCACUGCCUGAUCGAGCUGAAAGACAGUUCCCUACAUGAUACUGUGAAGCAGAGUUUGCAACAAAAUCACAGGCCAGAAAGACAGCUCUCUCCUGUUCAGUGCUCAGCUCUGGCUGACUUAAUUCUAAUGUCAAAUACGUCCCUAGAUGAAUUCAGCCUAAACAAAUUCAGACCAUCAACAAGAGGUAUUUUUAGGCUUCUCCCAGCUGUGAGGAACAGCAAAAAAGCAAGACUAAACCGAAAUCCACGGACUGCAGACAUCUGUAGGGAGUUGGUGACAGCAUUCACAUCCAAACCAUGUUAUCUGAGAGAUCUGGAACUGAGUUACGCCAAUUUUAAAGACUCAGAAAUGGAGAACCUCUCUACUGGUCUGAUGAACACAAACUGUACUCUUGAAAUAUUGAGUCUCGGUCACAACAGACUCACUGAGAAAGGUUGUAAGGUGUUGGCCUCAGUGCUCAGCUCCAAACACUCCCACCUGGCAGAGCUGGACCUGAGCUACAAUGACCUGCAGGACUCAGGAGUGAUGGCGCUGUGUAAUGCACUGAUGAACCCACACUGUGGUUUGAAAAUAUUACGUCUGUCAUUCUGUAAAGUGACAGGAGAUGGAUGCGCUGCCCUGGCCUCGGCUCUGAGGUCUGACCACUGCAGCCUCAGGGAGCUGGACCUGAGCUUUAAUCACCUGACAGAUCAAGGAAUCAAACUGCUGACUGAAAUACAGAGGGAUUCACGCUGCAGUCUGGAGAAACUCAAUGUGGACCAAAAUGAAGAGUACUGGUUUGACUUGAAGCUGCUGAGACGAUAUGCCUGUGAUCUGACACUGGACCCCAACACAGCAGACGUGAAUAUCAUUUUGACAGAGGAGAACAAAAAGGCAGCAUAUGUUAGUGAGAAGCAGCCAUAUCCUGAUAAUCCAGACAGAUUUGCCUGCUAUCAAGUACUGUGUGAAGAGGGUCUGACCGAUCGCCAUUACUGGGAGGUUGAGUGUUUUUCAGCUGAUGUUGGAGUGACAUACAAGAGUAUAGCCAGGGUGUCAGAUGAUUCAACUGAAAUGUCUUUGGGAAAAAAUGAAAUGUCUUGGUGCUGGUUUUGUGAAGGGAAGUUUUAUCAUAACAAUUCCUGUCUGGAGUUUAUGGACUGUGCUACACACCGUAGUACCAUAGGAGUGUAUCUGGACUGGCCAGCGGGUAUUUUGUCCUUUUUUGAAGUCUUUCCUGAUACACUGACCCACCUGUACACUGUGCGUACAACUUUCACUGAGCCACUGCAUCCUGGUUUUCGUCUGUAUCCUGAAGAGGACAGCAACAUAAAGAUCAUGCCCCUGUCACGGCACUAGAAACUCCUCCUGCAGGUUGGGGCACCUGCACUGAGAUGGGUGACAUCCUGGCUGGAUAGUGUUAGCCCCUCUUGCUGAAGCUGAUACUCGUUUGUCAGUGUUGAUACUUAUUUCUUCCCACACUGUAUGACUCAACUUCCAUAGAAAUCUAGUUUUAUAGAUUAUUUUAUAGAUAUUUACUCAUCUACUUUCACUUUUUAACUGACAUGAUAGAAUCUGUUUAUAUGUAAGUCAGAAAAAAACCCAAAUAGUACAGUAAUGUAUUCAGACCAUACAUGGAAUGCAUUUUGAGCUCCUAAAAUUUGCACCUCUCAUAUCUGGUUGAAAUGUUGAGUGAAACCACCAGCAUUAGUAAAGACACUGUUCUUCCCUCCCUCACUGGUGAAAAUAUACAGUACUGUAUGCACAGUAUGGGUGUGCUUUUAGGCAAACAAGAGGCACAGAUGGAUGAAUGUUCCAUAUUAAUCACAUCUGUAUGAAAAAGCUGUAUAGAGUGUAUGUAUAACCUUUGUUAUUUUUUUUCUAUUUCCAAUUAUAUCUGUAUUUUUUUUUUAUAUCUACAUUUUUUUAUUUAAUGUGUAUUUUCAUAUCUGCAGUGUUGUAUAUGGAGCUGCUGUAGCGAGUAAAAUUCCCCAGUGUGGUAUCAAUAAAGUCUGUUAUCUUAUCUUAUCUUACCUUAUGAAUGUACAAUGAAGUUGGAUGUGUAUGUUUGUUCUUGGAUUGAUUUAUCAAGUUUGGAAUAAAUACCUUGUAAGCAUUACACUCAGUUCUGAAGGCUAACAGAAGCCCCUCUGUGUGAGUAUGUGUUUGUAGUCGUACGUGCGCGACUUCAGUUUAAAAAUAAAAAAGAUGAAAUUUUUGUCUAAUGUGAAUGAAGUCUAAUAAAAGAAGUGUUGCAGCAUU
Messenger RNA from Morone saxatilis (striped sea-bass), 4283 nucleotides. Its product is annotated as NACHT, LRR and PYD domains-containing protein 12-like. Gene Ontology annotation, molecular function: protein binding. Lineage: Eukaryota; Metazoa; Chordata; Actinopteri; Moronidae. The record is from RefSeq and is a predicted model, not a curated record. Gene Ontology annotation, biological process: regulation of apoptotic process.